AUGUCAUCCAAGGUCUCGCCGCGGAUCCAAGAAGUCCGAGAUCUGCAGAAACAGGAUCCCUCGAAAGCAGCGGCUAGUUACCAGAACAUCCUCUCCGAGGGCCCCGGAUCUACAGAAGCCUCUUCGCGAGACUAUGAACAUGCCUUGGUAGGGCUCGGUCAGUUGCAUCGGGAUGCGAAGAAGCCACAGGAGAUCGCAGAUCUCAUCAAGACGAGCCGUGACACCUUCUCGUCAUUCGCCAAAGCGAAGACGGCCAAGCUGGUUCGCCAACUCUUGGACCUGAUUAGCGAAAUCCCCAACACACUCGAACUUCAAGGCAGCGUCAUCCAAUCAUGCAUAGAAUGGGCUAUCACCGAGCGGCGGUCAUUCCUUCGCCAGGCUCUCCAAGCCCGACUCGUUGCCAUCUACAUGCAGAAGCAAUCCUAUUAUGACGCUCUUACUUUGAUCAAUUCUCUCCUCCGUGAGCUGAAGCGCCUGGAUGAUAAGCUUAUGCUGGUGGAGGUACAACUGCUUGAGUCGCGUGUUUAUCAUGCACUGGGCAACCAAGCUAAAGCACGCGCUGCUUUGACGGCAGCUCGGACGUCUGCUGCUUCCGUUUACACACCACCAAACCUGCAGGCCGGUCUGGAUAUGCAAAGUGGUAUGCUGCACGCUGAAGACAAGGACUUCACCACCGCAUACUCUUAUUUCAUCGAGGCACUUGAGGGUUACAACUCGCUCGACGAAGGUGAUCUGGCCACGGCGACCCUGCAGUAUAUGCUUCUUUGCAAGAUCAUGCUGAACUUGGUGAAUGAUGUCACACAGCUACUGGGUUCGAAACAAGCGCAAAAGUACGCCAGUCCCCGUCUAGAGGCGAUGAAGGCCGUGGCACGGGCGCACGCCAAUCGGUCUCUCGAAGAAUACGAGAGAGCGCUCUCGGAUUACCGUUACGAACUGGGCAGCGAUGUAUUCAUCCGAAACCACCUCCGCCGUCUUUACGAUGCCAUGCUGGAACAGAACUUGGUCAAGGUCAUUGAGCCCUUCAGCCGGGUCGAACUGGACCACAUUGCCAAGAUGGUGGGUUUGGACACACAACAGGUGGAGAGGAAAUUGUCCCAGAUGAUCUUGGACAAGGUCAUUAUCGGCGUAUUGGACCAAGGCUCGGGAUGUCUGAUUGUGUAUGAGGAGACACAAAGGGACCAGGCUUACGAUGCAGCACUGGAGACCAUUGAAAAGCUAGGCAAUGUGGUGGAAGGUCUGUAUACUAACCAGGCGUCUCUUUUGGAGUAG
This is a messenger RNA of Penicillium bovifimosum, 1269 nucleotides long. Its product is annotated as proteasome regulatory particle lid subunit RPN6. The transcript has 2 exons. The record is from RefSeq and is a predicted model, not a curated record. The coding region runs from base 1 to 1269 and encodes 422 amino acids. Gene Ontology annotation, molecular function: structural molecule activity. Gene Ontology annotation, biological process: ubiquitin-dependent protein catabolic process. Lineage: Eukaryota; Fungi; Ascomycota; Eurotiomycetes; Eurotiales; Aspergillaceae. Gene Ontology annotation, cellular component: proteasome regulatory particle, lid subcomplex.